Neogale vison (American mink) is the source of this 5493-nucleotide messenger RNA. It is a transcript of the gene SCN4A, whose product is annotated as sodium voltage-gated channel alpha subunit 4. The record is from RefSeq and is a predicted model, not a curated record. Gene Ontology annotation, molecular function: voltage-gated sodium channel activity; protein binding. NCBI's taxonomy places the organism in Eukaryota, Metazoa, Chordata, Mammalia, Carnivora, Mustelidae. Gene Ontology annotation, biological process: membrane depolarization during action potential; sodium ion transmembrane transport; neuronal action potential. The transcript is spliced from 24 exons. Gene Ontology annotation, cellular component: plasma membrane; voltage-gated sodium channel complex; axon. The coding region runs from base 1 to 5493 and encodes 1830 amino acids.
AUGGCAAGCUCAUCUCUGCCCACCCUGGUGCCUCUGGGCCCUGAGUGCCUGCGCCCUUUCACCCGGGAGUCCCUGGCGGCCAUAGAGCGGCGGGCGCUGGAGGAAGAGGCCCGGCAGCAGCGGAACAAGCAGAUGGAGAUCGAGGAGCCUGAAAGAAAGCCACGCAGCGACCUGGAGGCUGGCAAGAACCUGCCCCUCAUCUACGGGGACCCCCCACCCGAGGUCAUCGGCAUCCCCCUGGAGGACCUGGACCCCUACUACAGUGACAAGAAGACCUUCAUCGUCCUUAACAAGGGCAAGGCCAUCUUCCGCUUCUCCGCGACGCCCGCCCUCUACAUGCUGAGCCCCUUCAGUGUCGUCAGACGUGGCGCCAUCAAAGUGCUCAUUCACUCGCUGUUCAGCAUGUUCAUCAUGAUCACCAUCCUGACCAACUGCGUGUUCAUGACCAUGAGCAACCCACCUUCCUGGUCCAAGCACGUGGAGUACACGUUCACGGGGAUCUAUACCUUUGAGUCCCUCAUCAAGAUGCUGGCCCGGGGCUUCUGCAUUGACGACUUCACAUUCCUCCGGGACCCCUGGAACUGGCUGGACUUCAGCGUCAUCACCAUGGCGUACCUGACGGAGUUUGUGGACUUGGGCAACAUCUCAGCCCUGAGAACCUUCCGGGUGCUGCGGGCCCUGAAAACCAUCACAGUCAUCCCAGGGCUGAAGACGAUUGUGGGGGCCCUGAUCCAGUCGGUGAAAAAGCUGUCCGAUGUGAUGAUCCUCACCGUCUUCUGCCUGAGCGUCUUUGCUCUGGUGGGGCUGCAGCUCUUCAUGGGAAACCUACGGCAGAAGUGCGUGCGCUGGCCCCCGCCCUUCAAUGACACGAACACCACGUGGUACGGCAAUGACACGUGGUACGGCAAUGACGCUUGGUACGGCAAUGACACGUGGUAUGGCAACGACACGUGGAACACCCAUGAAAGCUGGGCCAGCAACUCGACCUUUGACUGGGAUGCCUACAUCAGUGACAAAAGGAACUACUAUUUCCUGGAGGGUGCCAAUGACGCCCUGCUCUGUGGGAACAGCAGCGAUGCCGGGCACUGCCCCGAGGGUUAUGAGUGUAUCAAGGCUGGGCGGAACCCCAACUACGGCUACACCAGCUACGACACGUUCAGCUGGGCCUUCCUGGCUCUCUUCCGCCUCAUGACCCAGGACUAUUGGGAGAAUCUCUUCCAGCUGACCCUUCGAGCAGCUGGCAAGACCUACAUGAUCUUCUUUGUGGUCAUCAUUUUCUUGGGCUCCUUCUACCUCAUUAACCUGAUCCUGGCGGUGGUGGCCAUGGCGUAUGCAGAGCAGAAUGAGGCCACCCUGGCCGAGGAUCAGGAGAAAGAAGAAGAGUUUCAGCAGAUGUUGGAGAAAUUCAAAAAGCAGCAGGAGGAGCUGGAGAAGGCCAAGGCUGCCCAGGCUCUGGAAGGCGGGGAGGCCGAUGGGGACCCAGCCCACAGCAAAGACUGCAAUGGCAGCCUAGACACCUCGCUUGGGGAGAAGGGCCCCCCACGGCAGAGCUGCAGUGCAGACAGUGGUAUCUCAGACGCUAUGGAAGAGCUGGAAGAGGCCCACCAGAAGUGCCCCCCAUGGUGGUACAAGUGUGCCCACAAAGUCCUCAUAUGGAACUGCUGCACCCCAUGGGUGAAGUUCAAGAACAUCAUCCAUCUGAUUGUCAUGGACCCCUUCGUGGACCUGGGCAUCACCAUCUGCAUUGUGCUCAACACCCUCUUCAUGGCCAUGGAGCAUUACCCCAUGACAGAGCACUUCGACAAUGUGCUCACCGUGGGCAACCUGGUCUUCACCGGCAUCUUCACAGCAGAGAUGGUGCUGAAGCUCAUCGCCAUGGACCCCUAUGAGUACUUCCAGCAGGGCUGGAACAUCUUCGACAGUAUCAUCGUCACCCUUAGCCUGGUGGAACUGGGCCUGGCCAAUGUGCAAGGGCUGUCCGUGCUCCGCUCCUUCCGACUGCUGCGGGUCUUCAAGCUGGCCAAGUCGUGGCCGACGCUGAACAUGCUCAUCAAGAUCAUCGGCAACUCGGUGGGCGCGCUGGGCAACCUGACGCUGGUGCUGGCCAUCAUCGUGUUCAUCUUCGCCGUGGUGGGCAUGCAGCUGUUUGGCAAGAGCUACAAGGAGUGCGUGUGCAAGAUCGCCACCGACUGCAGCCUGCCCCGCUGGCACAUGCACGACUUCUUCCACUCCUUCCUCAUCGUCUUCCGCAUCCUGUGCGGGGAAUGGAUCGAGACCAUGUGGGACUGCAUGGAGGUGGCCGGCCAGGCCAUGUGCCUCACUGUCUUCCUCAUGGUCAUGGUCAUUGGCAACCUAGUGGUCCUGAACCUCUUCUUGGCCCUGCUGCUGAGCUCCUUCAGCGCUGACAGCCUGGCUGCCUCCGACGAAGAUGGCGAAAUGAACAACCUGCAGAUCGCCAUUGGGCGCAUCAAGUGGGGCAUCAGCUUUGCCAAAGUCUUUCUCCUGGGACUGCUGCAUGGCAAGGUCCUGCGCCCCAAGGACAUCAUGCUCAGCCUCGGGAAGCCUGGGGAUGCUGGGGAGGCCGGGGAGAGUGCCCCAGAGGACGAGAAGAAGGAGCCACCGCCCGACGAGGAUGACAAGGACCUGAAGGACAAUCACAUUUUGAACCACGUGGCCCUGGUUGACAGUUCUCCCCCCAGCAUCGAGCUGGACCACCUCAACUUCAUCAACAACCCCUACCUGACCAUUCAUGUGCCCAUCGCCUCCGAGGAGUCCGACCUGGAGAUGCCCACGGAGGAGGAGACUGACACGUUCUCAGAGCCUGAGGAUAGCAAGAAGCCAGUGCAGCCACUGGAUGGGAAUUCCUCCGUCUGCAGCACCGCCGACUAUAAGCCCCCUGAGGAGGACCCUGAGGAGCAGGCUGAAGAGAACCCCGAUGGGGAACAGCCCGAGGAGUGCUUCACGGAGGCCUGCGUGCAACGCUGCCCUGUCCUCUACGUGGACAUUUCCCAGGGCCGCGGGAAGAUGUGGUGGACGCUCCGCAGGGCCUGCUUCAAGAUUGUCGAGCACAACUGGUUUGAGACCUUCAUCGUCUUCAUGAUCCUGCUCAGCAGCGGAGCCUUGGCCUUUGAGGACAUCUACAUCGAGCAGCGGCGAGUCAUCCGCACCAUCCUGGAGUACGCGGACAAGGUGUUCACCUACAUCUUCAUCCUGGAGAUGCUGCUCAAGUGGGUGGCCUACGGCUUCAAGGUGUACUUCACCAAUGCCUGGUGCUGGCUGGACUUCCUCAUUGUGGAUGUCUCCAUCAUCAGUCUGGUGGCCAACUGGCUGGGCUACUCGGAGCUGGGACCCAUCAAAUCCCUGCGGACGCUGCGGGCCCUGCGUCCCCUGAGGGCACUGUCCCGAUUUGAGGGCAUGAGGGUGGUGGUGAACGCGCUCUUGGGAGCCAUCCCCUCCAUCAUGAACGUGCUGCUUGUCUGCCUCAUCUUCUGGCUCAUCUUCAGCAUCAUGGGCGUCAACCUGUUUGCCGGCAAGUUCUACUACUGCAUCAACACCACCACCUCUGAGAGGUUUGACAUCUCCGAGGUCAACAACAAAUCGGAUUGUGAGAGCCUUAUGCACACAGGCCAGGUCCGCUGGCUCAACGUCAAGGUCAACUAUGACAAUGUGGGUCUAGGCUACCUCUCCCUCUUGCAGGUGGCCACCUUCAAGGGCUGGAUGGACAUCAUGUAUGCGGCGGUGGACUCCCGGGAGAAGGAAGAACAGCCCCAGUACGAGGUGAACAUCUACAUGUACCUCUAUUUUGUCAUCUUCAUCAUCUUUGGGUCUUUCUUCACCCUCAACCUCUUCAUCGGUGUCAUCAUUGACAACUUCAACCAGCAGAAGAAGAAGUUUGGAGGGAAAGACAUCUUUAUGACAGAGGAACAGAAGAAAUACUACAAUGCCAUGAAGAAGCUUGGCUCCAAGAAGCCUCAGAAGCCAAUUCCCCGGCCCCAGAACAAGAUCCAGGGCAUGGUGUAUGACUGCGUGACCAAGCAGGUGUUCGACAUCACGAUCAUGAUCCUGAUCUGCCUCAACAUGGUCACCAUGAUGGUGGAGACGGACGACCAGAGCCAGCUCAAGGUGGACAUCCUGUACAACAUCAACAUGGUCUUCAUCAUCAUCUUCACCGGCGAGUGCGUGCUUAAGAUGCUCGCCCUGCGCCAGUACUACUUCACCGUGGGCUGGAACAUCUUCGACUUUGUGGUGGUCAUCCUGUCCAUCGUGGGCCUUGCGCUCUCCGAUCUGAUCCAGAAAUACUUCGUGUCACCCACACUGUUCCGAGUGAUCCGCCUGGCCCGGAUCGGGCGUGUCCUGCGGCUGAUCCGGGGGGCCAAGGGCAUCCGGACUCUGCUCUUUGCCCUCAUGAUGUCCUUGCCUGCCCUCUUCAACAUUGGCCUCCUCCUCUUUCUCGUAAUGUUUAUCUACUCCAUCUUCGGCAUGUCCAACUUUGCCUAUGUCAAGAAGGAGUCGGGCAUCGAUGACAUGUUCAACUUUGAGACCUUUGGCAACAGCAUCAUCUGUCUCUUUGAGAUCACCACAUCAGCCGGCUGGGAUGGGCUCCUGAACCCCAUACUCAACAGUGGGCCCCCCGACUGUGACCCAACACUCGAGAACCCGGGCACCAGCGUCAGGGGUGACUGUGGCAACCCUUCCAUUGGCAUCUGCUUCUUCUGCAGCUACAUCAUCAUCUCCUUCCUCAUCGUGGUCAACAUGUACAUCGCCAUCAUCCUGGAGAACUUCAACGUGGCCACCGAGGAGAGCAGCGAGCCCCUCAGCGAGGACGAUUUCGAGAUGUUCUAUGAGACGUGGGAGAAGUUCGACCCCGAUGCCACACAGUUCAUCGACUAUAGCCGCCUCUCGGACUUUGUAGACACCCUGCAGGAGCCACUGAGGAUCGCCAAGCCCAACAAGAUCAAGCUCAUCACGCUGGACCUACCCAUGGUGCCGGGGGACAAAAUCCACUGCCUGGACAUCCUCUUUGCCCUCACCAAGGAGGUCCUAGGCGACUCUGGGGAAAUGGACGCUCUCAAGGAGACCAUGGAGGAGAAGUUCAUGGCCGCCAACCCCUCCAAGGUCUCCUAUGAGCCCAUCACCACCACCCUCAAGAGGAAGCACGAGGAGGUGUGCGCCAUCAAGAUCCAGAGGGCCUACCGCCGGCACCUGCUCCAGCGCACGGUGAAGCAGGCAUCCUACAUGUACCGCCAUGGCCAGGAUGGUGGCGGGGAUGGUGGCCCCGAGAAGGAGGGCCUGAUUGCCACCACCAUGAGCAGGAUGUAUGGCCAAGAGAAUGGGAACAGCAGCGUGCCAGGCACGGGUGAGGACAGGGGCUCGACGGGGGACUCCGGAUCGGCCAUUGGGCUCACACCCAUCAGCCCCUCAGAUGCUGCCCUCCCUCCCUCCCCACCCCUGGGGCAGACAGUGCGCCCGGGGGUCAAAGAGUCUCUCGUCUAA